Molecule: messenger RNA, 873 nt
Organism: Metopolophium dirhodum (rose-grain aphid)
Lineage: Eukaryota; Metazoa; Arthropoda; Insecta; Hemiptera; Aphididae
Product: putative nuclease HARBI1
Exons: 1
Coding region: 1-873 (290 amino acids)
Source: RefSeq, a predicted model, not a curated record
AUGGGAUUUAGUACCAUCAGAGAAAUUGUUGAGGAAGUUUGCCAUAUUAUUUGGAAAGUAUUAAGUCCUAUUUAUAUGCCAAAGCCUACAAAAGAUGACUGGAAAAAAAUUAGCAAGGAGUACAAAGAAUUGUGGAAUUUCCCCAAUUGUCUUGGAUCUCUCGAUGGUAAGCACAUUAACAUUAGGUGUCCGAUAAAAGGAGGAUCAGCAUACUAUAAUUAUAAAGGAUCAAAUUCAAUAGUUCUACUAGCUCUAGUGGAUGCUCAUUAUAGAUUUAUAACCAUUGAUGUGGGAUCUUAUGGUCGUAACUCAGAUGGAAAUGUAUUCGCCAAAUCUAUAUUAGGAAAUGCUUUUGAAAUCAAAAAGUUGGAUGUACCCGAAGAUACACCACUGGAAGACAAUGGAGAACCUAUGCCAUACGUGAUUGUUGCAGAUGAAGCAUUUGCCCUAAAACCAUAUCUCAUGAGACCGUACAGUAGAGUAUCUGUUACUGGAAAUGAGAGGAACAAAACUUUUAAUUAUAGACUUUCAUGUGCACGUCGUGUUGUGGAGAACGCAUUUGGAAUACUGUCUGCUCGUUGGAGAGUAUUUAGAACAGUCAUACAAGUACAGCCUAACUCAGUGGACAAAAUAGUACUUGCUGCAUGUUGUCUUCAUAACAUGCUUUGUCGUAGUCAUGAUUAUGAUUAUUAUUUAGAUGAUAUAAACGAGGAAAGUGAAAUCGGAGAAGGUCUUGACAAUUUAGAGCCAUUAAGAGGAAAUAGUAAACAACGAUCAUUUGAAGUACGUGAUAAAUAUAGAGAUUAUUUUUUGUCAACCAAUGGUGCGGUACCGCGGCAGUAUGAAAUGGUUCGAAGAGGAAGAAUCAAUUAA